UCUCUCUUUCUGCGGAGAAGCCGCGCAAAGGGCCGGAAGCGGAAGUAGCGGGUCGGAAGCUCAGCCGGAUUAGCAGAGAUUGCAGAAUGGCUUCCGCCACAGAGACUCCUCAAAAUACUUCGGAAGAUGAGGAAACCCCGAAAGAUGUCCAGCCACCUCAAGAUCCACCUCCUGCAGUCGAGGAUAGCCUGAGUAGAGAACCUAGCGUAUCUGAGAUCCUGCAGAAGUAUGAAAAGAUGUUUGCACAUCGAUUUACAGCAGAGGAUGAAGAAUAUCAGAAAUAUGUCCAGCGUCCCACAGCCAAACCUCCUUUAAUACAAGACUGGAGAAGCAGAUCGGGUGGAAACCAGCGAUACAGAGAUCGAUUCAGAGACAACCGACAAUAUAAAGGCAGAGGAGACCGAUACGACCGGCAAGGGGGCUACAGGUCCAACCAGUGGCAAGACAGAGGCUGGGGGAACAGCUAUUCCCAGCGCCGUCAAGGACAAAUGUCCUUCUCCCAACAUGGACGGCAGUCCCACUAUGGCUAUGGUUCAUACUCGCAGGGCUAUUACUAGUAUGGCGUUGAGCAUUGAUUGUCCAGCAUAACAAGUAGUUUUCUUGAUUCCAUCAGUUUUAUCCUAGUUUCAUUUUUAAUUAAGUUUUCUUUUUUAAAAAAUUUGAAAUAUUCUGCAGUCUUACUUCAAGAAAGGAGACAAAGAAUGAGAAACCGAAAUUUAAAAAACAAACUGUGAACUUGUGGCUUUGCCUUCCUUGUCGCUCUGUCAUAAAUAUUUGAUGUUUGGAGGGGAUUUGCUUUGCUUCAGAAGCAUCUGAAUGUCUGACAUACAUAUUUUGUGGGAAGGAUUAUGAAAAUCAGUAAUACAUCAGGAUAGAGAAGUGUUAUGUUCUUGUUGCCUUUUUUCUAUUGCUGAUAAAUAAGCUUUUAGAGUUUUUUCCCCCCAAUGGACUCUUCUGAAGUGCUGUUAAUCCCUGUGGCACAUUUGGUUUAAGUUGAAUUUGCAAACAGCCAAUGAGCUGAAGUGUCAAACUGAGGUAAAAACCUUUGUGAGAGAUGAAGUAUUUCAUUUUGUUUUUAUAUCCAUUGUCAUGACUCAGCACCAUUUUAAAUUUGUUAAUUCUGCUCUCUUGUUUCUCAGAGAGCUUCCUGUUUGGACUGUUGUACAGGGUGGAAUAAAACUAGAUAUUGAUUGAAA
Molecule: messenger RNA, 1196 nt
Organism: Anolis sagrei ordinatus
Lineage: Eukaryota; Metazoa; Chordata; Lepidosauria; Squamata; Anolidae
Gene: RAMAC
Product: RNA guanine-7 methyltransferase activating subunit
Biological process (GO): RNA 5'-cap (guanine-N7)-methylation
Cellular component (GO): mRNA capping enzyme complex
Molecular function (GO): RNA binding
Source: RefSeq, a predicted model, not a curated record